AUGGAAGGGAAUAGACUAAGCGGGAGUAAACCAAUUCAACUUGCUUUUUGGCCAAAACAAAUGGCGUCCCCUGAAAGUAAUGGCAGCGAUGUACAGGGUGUUAUUCAGAAAGCUUCAAAGUUGAUCGGACAAUUGAACAAUAACGGGUUAAUGAGCCCAAUGGAAGAAGAGCAUUCGCACCCUUCAUCCUCGCAGGAAACACUCACUACUGAACGAGAGCCUAGUGAACAAGACCAUCCGCGUCCCCUUCAAGCAAAUGAUGGUAAUAUUCAGAAGGAGGCCAACGCAUAUUCUGGACUGAGGGAUUCCGCGUACGCUAGGGAAAAUAUGUUGAAUGUUUUGCAGUCAUUGGUUACGCACUUGAAUCAAGCUGUCAGUCAAAUACAACAGUUGAAAUUCAAAAACAUGAUCCUCACGUCUAAUGAAAACAAUAUACAGUCGAGGCAUGAAGUGGAGGACAAUCUUCAGAAACAGCAAUUCGAAAGAAUGAAAUGUCAAUUUUUGUUAGAACACCAGUGUUUAAAGGCACAAUUACGAAAAAGGGAUAGUAAGAUUGUUAAAUAUAAGCAGAGAAUUAUUGAAAAAAACCAGAAAUUGAACAAUCUGACGAAGGUUCUCAAUCAACAUGCUAUAUCUGAUACAUCUCAAAUAGAUAGUUUUAGUAGCUCGAUAAGAAAAACACCCUCGUCGACCACUACUCCGCAAGAAAUGAAACCGGAUAUGUUGAACACACUAGGAAUAUUGGCGACGCACGUUUUGAAAGACGAAAUUGAAGAUGAUUCUGGAAAUCAAACGAUUCUACAGCUUGCCGCUGGAAGCAUAAGCAACGACUGUAAUACUACGGAGUUGGAAAUUACGUGCAGCUCCGAGAUGACGAGUGCUGCCACAAAUAACCGGCCGAAUGGAAACAUCGAGUCAGUUCAGGGUUCGCACGAAAACAAGAAUCUCCAAUUACCCAAGAUGAAAAGCUUUAGUACCAUCGAUGGAACCAUUAAGGAUAUUAAAUGA
Messenger RNA from Saccharomyces kudriavzevii IFO 1802, 1008 nucleotides. It is a transcript of the gene FDO1, whose product is annotated as Fdo1p. Bases 1 to 1008 code for a protein of 335 amino acids. The record is from RefSeq and is a predicted model, not a curated record. The transcript has a single exon. NCBI's taxonomy places the organism in Eukaryota, Fungi, Ascomycota, Saccharomycetes, Saccharomycetales, Saccharomycetaceae.